CUUUACAUCCGUGUUUGAGUGUGCAUGUGUGUGUGAUAUUUGUAAGGUGUGCGUAUGUGUGUUCUUAGGGAUGUGUACACUUAUGGAAGCUCUCGGUUAACAAACAGUCGUGCUGUGGAAAACCCACAGGAGGAAAUCCACUGCGUGGGUCCUUCUUUGCCCGCCGUCGCUUCCUGAUUGGUGUUAUAGUGAACAUGGCGGCUCUUAGUAAGCAUCUGACAGCCGGCAAUUUCUCCAUCGCAGGUGCUGUGCUGUUCGCCGUGUACGUAAUUAAACAAAGACUGUCUUCGGAAACUAAUGGAGAGAAAGGGGCAUCAAAACCACUGUUGGAAAAUGAUAAGGAUAGAAAGACAGAUAAAGCUGCCGUGGACAAGGUUUUCUUCAGGCGCAUUUGUCAUAUCAUGAAAAUCCUGCUGCCAGAGACUUUUUGCAAAGAGUCAGGAUAUUUGCUUCUGAUUGCUGCCAUGCUCAUGGCCAGAACCUACUGCGACGUCUGGGUGAUCCGUAAUGGGACCAUGAUUGAGAGUGCAAUUAUUGGACGCUCGACAACUGCUUUCAAAAGACACUUGGUCAACUUUAUCACAGUCAUGCCUUUUAUAUCUCUAGUGAAUAACUUCUUAAAGCUGGGACUCAACCAACUGAAGCUAUGCUUUAGAGUAAGACUGACCAAUCAACUUUACAAUGACUACCUGACGGGGUUCACAUACUAUCAGAUUGGCAACUUGGACAACCGCAUUGCCAACCCAGACCAGCUGAUAACCCAAGAUGUGGAGAAGUUCUGUAACAGUGUGGUGGACCUCUAUUCCAAUGUUAGCAAGCCUCUUCUAGACAUAUUAAUCUACAUCUGCAAACUCAACUCAGCCAUUGGUACUCUUGGCCCUGCUUGUAUGCUGGGCUAUCUGUUGUUCUCCGGUCUGAUCCUGACCAGACUGCGUAGGCCGAUUGGCAAGAUGACCAUAACCGAGCAAAAGUAUGAGGGGGAGUACAGAUAUGUCAAUUCUCGUCUCAUCACUAACAGCGAGGAGAUCGCGUUCUACAACGGCAACAGGAGAGAAAAGCAAACCAUUAUUGGAUCCUUUCAGAAACUGGUGGACCACUUGAAUCGCUUCAUACACUUUCGUUUCUCAAUGGGUGUCGUGGACAGCAUCAUAGCCAAAUACAUAGCCAUGGCGGUGGGUUACCUGGUUAUCAGUCGGUCUUUCCUGGACCUCACAAACCAACGGCAUCUGAACAGCUCAUACGCUGAGCGACUGGAAGACUACUACCAGAGUGGGCGGAUGUUGAUAAGUUUGGCACAGGCCCUGGGAAGGAUCGUCCUGGCAGGCAGAGAGAUGACCAGGCUGUCCGGGUUCACUGCACGAAUCACAGAAAUUCAGGAUGUACUUAAGGAUCUGAAUUCAGGCAAAUAUGAACGGACCAUGAUUACACAGCAAAGCAAAGAUGGAGCAGUAGAGAAAAUCCCCCUUAUCCCUGGGAGAGGUGAAAUCAUCAUCGCAGACAACAUUAUCAAGUUUGAACACAUACCUUUAGCAACGCCCAAUGGAGACAUUCUCAUCCGUGACUUGUCUUUUGAGGUGUCAUCUGGGACAAAUGUGUUGGUCUGUGGGCCCAACGGCUGUGGGAAGAGUUCCCUCUUCAGGGUUCUGGGAGAGCUGUGGCCUUUGUAUGGAGGACAGCUCACAAAACCAGAGAGAGGGAAGCUCUUCUAUGUUCCUCAGAGGCCCUACAUGACACUGGGUUCCCUCAGAGAUCAGGUGAUUUAUCCAGACACACAUGAGGACCAAAAGAAGAAAGGAACCUCUGAUCGGGUGCUUAAGGAAUAUCUGGACAAUGUCCAGCUGGGACAUAUCCUGGACAGAGAGGGCAGCUGGGAGACUGUGCAGGACUGGAUGGAUGUCCUCAGUGGUGGAGAAAAGCAGAGAAUGGCUAUGGCUCGUCUGUUCUACCACAAGCCCCAGUUUGCUAUUUUGGAUGAGUGCACCAGUGCUGUCAGCGUUGAUGUGGAGGACUUCAUCUACAGCCAUUGUCGAAAGGUUGGCAUCACACUGUUCACGGUCUCCCAUAGGAAAUCUCUAUGGAAGCACCACGAGUAUUACUUGCAGAUGGAUGGAAGAGGAAACUAUGAGUUUAAAUCCAUCUCAAAGGAAACAGUGGAGUUUGGAUCAUAAUAAUAACUUUGGGCCUUAUUCAUGAGGAAAUAUUUGUGUAAAUCAUUGAAGUUUUUCAGUUAAAUCAUUGCUUGUGAAAAUUUCUGCAAGAAUGGUUUUACGCUGAGAUUUGCUCUGCUCGUGUUAUGAAUGAGGCCUAUUGGUACUAAAUGUGGAUCUGAAGCAAUAUUCUGGAGUUCUCUUUAUAUUAUAAGAUGUUAAAUAUAACUACUUUUCUUCGUCUGAGGGAAAGGAUUGUAACUGGAUAAAGAUCUCUCAGGGAGAGGUUAUCUGUGGUAAGGAAUAAAUUUGGGUUUGAUAUUCUUUUAAACAUUUGUAUUAUAAAGUAGUGAUAUUUGUAGUUGGUACUUGAUUUAUGUUUGGAAAUAACACUGUUGCAUGCCACUGGUACAAUAAUGAGUCCAUAACACCAUGGAAACUGUAUUCAGGUGUAAUGAGCUGUUUUUCUGAAUUUAAUUUUAUGGAAAAUUAAUUUUAAGAUAUAUUGAUGCUUAAUAUAUGUUUGAGAACCUAUUGGAUAUUUAUAUGUGUAUACAUAGUGCCUUACAGACAUGUUUUACUGAAUUACAAAACAUACAAUCAAAUCUGUGUGAUUAUUAAAAAAAAAAAACCUGGAAUUAAUUU
This is a messenger RNA of Pimephales promelas (fathead minnow), 2792 nucleotides long. It is a transcript of the gene abcd3b, whose product is annotated as ATP binding cassette subfamily D member 3b. NCBI's taxonomy places the organism in Eukaryota, Metazoa, Chordata, Actinopteri, Cypriniformes, Leuciscidae. The record is from RefSeq and is a predicted model, not a curated record. Gene Ontology annotation, molecular function: ATP binding; ABC-type transporter activity; ATP hydrolysis activity. Gene Ontology annotation, cellular component: peroxisome; peroxisomal membrane. Gene Ontology annotation, biological process: very long-chain fatty acid catabolic process; long-chain fatty acid import into peroxisome; peroxisome organization.